Delphinapterus leucas (beluga whale) is the source of this 1296-nucleotide messenger RNA. The record is from RefSeq and is a predicted model, not a curated record. Lineage: Eukaryota; Metazoa; Chordata; Mammalia; Artiodactyla; Monodontidae.
ACCCCUGCGGCCGCCGUAGGCUCUGAGUUGCUAUGGAAACCCAGCUGCCCUCACUAUGUCGGUGCAACAGGCCCCUCAGUCCCGGGUAUUCGUGGAACUGGUUCCCUGGGCUGACCGGGGCCGGGAGAACUAUCUGCUCUCGGGCGGAGAGACGCUGCCCGGCCUCCGCCGCCCUCUCUCCUCAGCGCAGACCCAGACUGCCACCCGCGAGGUGCAUGUAAGCGGCACUGCGGAGGUGUCUGCGACCCCCGACCGGGCGCAGGUGGUCGUGCAGAUGAAAAAUGUAACUGUGACAAAGGAUUUUCAAAGGGUAGAAAAUGCAUAUCACAUGGAAGCAGAGGUCUGCAUUACAUUUACUGAAUUUGGAAAAAUGCAAAAUAUUUGUAACUUUCUUGUUGAAAAGCUAGAUAGCGCUGUUGUCAUCAGCCAACCCCAGUUCUAUCAUACUCCAGGUUCUAUUGAGAAUCUUCGACGGCAAGCCUGUGUCGUUGCUGUAGAAAAUGCAUGGCGCAAAGCUCAAGAAGUCUGUAAUCUUGUUGGCCAAACUCUAGGAAAACCUUUAUUAAUCAAAGAAGAAGAAAUGAAAGAAUGGGAAGGCCAAAUAGAUGAUCACCAGUCAUCCAGACUCUCAGGUUCGUUAACUGUACAACAAAAAAUCAAAAGUGCAACAAUACAUGCUGCUUCCAAAGUAUUUAUAACUUUUGAAGUAAAGGGGAGAGAGAAGAAAAAAAAACAUAUCUGAAAUUCUGACCAAAAUAUACUGUGUUUGUAUCUUUUUGUCUAUUUUUAUACUUUUUAUAAUGUUUGCUUUUGUCCUGAAUAUAUGUAUAUUGUGUAGUAUAUAAAGUGUUUCUCCCCCAAGCCUGUCAAUCCUUGAAUAUAGUUCCACAGAAUACUUAUGUUUACUUUCUGUUUUUGAAAACUUACUAUGGGAAAUACUCUUUGGGAAUAAAUGUGUUAUAUGUGCACACUUGCAUAGUGACAGUUCAUAUAAGUGUAUGUGUAAAUUUUAUAUUCCUACUACAGGACAAAAUAUUGACACAGUUAUUAACAUGAUUCUUAACAUUCAUAGAAAGAAUGAUGAGCAAUACAUAACUUUUGAUAAAAGGGUAAUGAGAUAUACUAAGAAAAUAUUUUGAUGACAGAAAUAAAAAUAAUAUAUGGACCAGACUCUUUUCACUAGGGCUCCUUUGAUUAUACCAGCACUCUCCAGUACAAAUAUAUAUAAUGCAAUCCAUAUAUGUAAUUUAAAAUUUCCUAGUAGAUACAUUUUUUAAAAAGUGAAAAACAGUUGAA